Messenger RNA from Rhinichthys klamathensis goyatoka, 1481 nucleotides. RefSeq lists its product as uncharacterized. The record is from RefSeq and is a predicted model, not a curated record. Bases 121 to 1443 code for a protein of 440 amino acids. Lineage: Eukaryota; Metazoa; Chordata; Actinopteri; Cypriniformes; Leuciscidae. The transcript has 2 exons.
GUGUACUCACACUAGGCACGGUUGCCAUGAACCGGGCCCGAGUACGAUUGUCCCCACUCCCCCUCUGGCCUGCACUCACAUAGGGUUUCAGCAUUCGUGCCGGAGCACGCUUACGUCAUUAUGGUGCGACGGUUUCGGGAUAAACAAGAAGAGCGGCGCUCUCUGAACACAAUGGAGUCCAUCGCUCUGUUGUCAUUGUGGAUAAUUUUCUGUCGUUUGGUCCACGGUGGUCCACAGCCCUCUCACAGCCUGUUGUUAAACAGAUGUGUCGCUUUAGUGGCGCGAAAAUUUGCACGUAAUCGUGCUGCUCGUAUGAGGAGGUUUGCAAGGUACCAGCUGAAGUGCAGCAAGGACUUUGCAGCUUUGAUUACGGACUACAGUUCCCGUACAUCGACAAGGACCAUAUGGAUUCGGCAGAGAUCUGGUGUGUGGUGGCAGCAUGUUCUCAGCAGCUGGACAGACUGUGAGUGGAAGGCUAAUUUCAGAAUGAGAAGGACAUCAUUCUUGCUGUUGUGCAACAGCCUGCAGCCGCACCUUCAAAGACAGACCACUUCAUUCAGAAAACCAGUGCCCGUGGACCAACGUGUUGCAAUAUGCAUAUGGAGACUGGCCACAAAUGUAGAGUUCAGGACCAUCUCCCAUUUAUUUGGGAUUGGUCAAUCAACUGCUGUUAGCAUUACCAACCAUGUAGCCUCUGCAAUUGUGAAAAAAUUGCUUUCCCUUUUCAUCAGAACACCAUCUGAACAGGAAUUUGAAAGCAUAAUUCAGGGAUUCAGAGACAGGUGGGGCUUCCCACAAUGUGGAGGAGCUAUUGAUGGCACUCACAUUGGGAUUUUGGCUCCACCUGUUAGCUCUGCAGACUACUACAACCGGAAAGGUUUCUACUCUGUUAUUCUGCAAGGUGUGGUUGACAGCCGACUUAUGUUCUGGGACAUUAAUGUGGGAUGGCCGGGGAAGGUUCAUGAUGCAAGAGUUUUUGCCAAUUCAUCCUUGUUUGAGAGGGGUCAGAGUAAUACACUGUUCCCUCGGAUAACAGAGAGGUUUGAAGGAGUAGAUGUGCCAGUGGUGAUUUUGGGGGAUGCUGCAUAUCCAUUACUGCCAUGGUUGAUGAAACCAUAUCCAGAAAAUCAACAAACAACCCCUGCACAGGCCACCUUCAACAACCGCCUCAGCAAGGCACGGAUGACUGUGGAAAGGGCAUUUGGCCUCCUGAAAGGAAGGUGGAGAUGCUUAAUGAAGAGGUGUGAUUGCCGCAUAUACAACAUAAACACUAUUAUCAGUGCAUGUUGCGUUCUGCACAAUUUUUGUCAAGUAAAUGGUGAGGAAUGUGAGGAGAUUGCCACAGAAGAGGAAAAUGUGAACAGUCAAUGGAAUCCUCAUAAUACAGCCACUAGUUCAAAUGCCACCAGAGAUGCAUUGUGUUCAUAUUUCUCAAAUUUUUAGAGAGAUAGUGUAUAUUUCAGGAGGAUGGUUUUCAUUAC